This is a messenger RNA of Mya arenaria, 2091 nucleotides long. RefSeq names its product adenosylhomocysteinase A-like. The record is from RefSeq and is a predicted model, not a curated record. Gene Ontology annotation, molecular function: adenosylhomocysteinase activity. Bases 90 to 1391 code for a protein of 433 amino acids. The transcript is spliced from 9 exons. Lineage: Eukaryota; Metazoa; Mollusca; Bivalvia; Myida; Myidae. Gene Ontology annotation, cellular component: cytosol. Gene Ontology annotation, biological process: L-methionine cycle.
CCUGUCUAUAUAAAGCGGCGACGACCAAUAUUCUUUCUCUCCAGCUCUUAUACACCGGCGAGUAAGCACGUGUAAUUACCGAAACGAGAAUGACAGCUAAACCAGCAUACAAAGUCGCGGACAUUUCCCUUGCCGACUGGGGCAGGAAGUGUAUUGAGAUAGCAGAGAAUGAGAUGCCGGGUCUGAUGGAUAUGCGGCGCCGUUACGGCCCAAAGAAGCCACUGAAGGGUGCCCGCAUCGCUGGCUGUCUCCACAUGACCACACAGACUGCUGUCCUCAUUGAAACACUGCUGGAACUGGGAGCUGAGGUCCAGUGGUCAAGUUGUAACAUUUUCUCCACACAAGACUUUGCUGCUGCAGCCAUAGCAAAGACUGGCGUGCCUGUAUACGCCUGGAAGGGAGAAACAGAUGAGGAAUACCUCUGGUGUGUUGAACAGACGAUAGUGUUCCCAGACGGUAAGCCUCUGAACAUGAUCCUGGAUGAUGGUGGAGAUCUAACAAACCUUGUACAUGAGAAAUACCCACAAUACCUUCCAGAAAUCAAGGGAUUGUCGGAGGAGACAACAACUGGAGUACACAACCUGUACAAGAUGAUGAAGGAAGGGAAACUCAAGGUCCCUGCCAUCAAUGUCAACGACUCUGUCACCAAGAGUAAGUUUGAUAACCUGUAUGGAUGCAGGGAGUCGCUUGUUGACGGAAUCAAACGGGCAACAGAUGUCAUGUUGGCUGGCAAGGUUGCCAUGGUUGCUGGGUAUGGGGAUGUGGGCAAGGGCUCCGCACACGCUCUAAGGGCCUUUGGAGCUCGCGUUAUCAUCACUGAGAUUGACCCCAUCAAUGCCCUGCAGGCUGCUAUGGAAGGUUUUGAGGUGGCUACUGUUGACGAUGCAAUCCCUAGAUGCCGUAUCUUUGUGACCGCUAGUGGGUGCAAGGACAUUUUAAUGGGACGUCACUUUGAACAGAUGUUGGAGGAUGCCAUUGUGUGUAACAUCGGCCACUUUGACUGCGAGCUGGACAUAAAAUGGCUCAACGAAAACUGUGUAAAGAAGGAACAAGUCAAACCUCAGGUGGACAGAUACACACUCCCCAACGGACGUCACAUCAUCGUGCUGGCCGAGGGACGGCUCGUCAACCUGGGAUGCGCCCAUGGUCACCCAAGCUUUGUGAUGAGCAACUCCUUCACAAACCAAGUGCUUGCACAGAUUGAGCUCUGGACCAAAUCUGACCAGUACAAGCUUGGCGUACACAUGCUUCCAAAGAAGUUGGACGAGGAAGUUGCUGCUGCUCAUUUGGAUCACCUCGGUGUGAAACUGACCAAACUCUCGGACGACCAGGCCUCAUAUCUGGGUAUUCCCAAGGAGGGACCAUUCAAGGCAGACUUCUACAGAUACUGAGUGCUGACCUCCCUUUGACAGAACACUGGAGAAAUUGAGGAAUUGUCUCCCUUGUGUUCAGGAUGUUGUUAUUGGAAUAUUGAAAUGAUUGUUAAAGAUGACAAUUUUGACUGAAGAAUUUUUUAACAUCACCUCUUCAAAAAGGACAUCAUAUCAGCUAUUUUUAAGCUUGGAAGUUGUUACCCACGGAUUGGUGGGGAUAUCGCUGUGUUUAAUCCAUUAUAAAUCUUCAUUCCAUCCGAAAAACACCCUGCUAGGGCGAGUAUUGGGAACAAACUAAAACUCUGAAUUAGAUACAUUGUCCGUUGAGAGUAUUACCUUUGGUUAUCAUCCUCAUAUAUGUUAGUGAUGGCGUAGUUGUUAUUAAGUGCAAUUAAAACUUGAUGAGCAAGUAGGGAUUGUCCACUGGGUUAGUUGCCAUGUAUUGCAUGUAUGUACAUUGGUCAUUUGUAAUGACCAUCGGGUUUCCAUCAUUUCAUGUAGGGUUGUUUCAUACCACCACGGACCUUAUAGGUUCGUGAAACCGCAUCAUUAUUUUGCAAGUUAAGAUGUUUAGUUUUUUUUUCUUAAAACAAUACACAUUUCUUGACUAGUCUUUUGUGACUGGCAUUCAGUCAUACUAUUUUUAGUGUUAAAACAAUGUGUUGUAUAUAUGUUGUGAAACAUGUGGAAAUCCGAAAUAAAGUGCUAAACGCGAUAA